AUGAUUAAAACGGGCCUGAAGAGCUUCCAGAGUUUUCACAGGCUGAGCUCUCUAGCUGGAAAAGUCCAGGAGAAUCAAUUGAGAAAUCUACCUUCUCCCAAGGAGUUGAGAAAGUUCCUGGAUAACUAUGUCGUAGGACAGACAACAGGAAAGAAGGUGUUGAGCGUGGCAGUCUACAAUCACUAUCUAAGGGUGAACGACAAGCAGAAGCGCAUUGAUGCGAAGUUACAACGUGAACUACUGGAAAAACAGCAACAAGAAGAUGACAAGGAUGAGCCUAUUUACACCGGCAGCAACGAGGCCAAAGUUGGUUUCCAAAAUUUACAAACGCAGUUAGCACGAGGGAUGGAUCCGAAGGACGACGACCUAGAACUCUCCAAGAGUAAUGUGCUCGUUGUUGGCCCUUCGGGUUCAGGAAAAACGCUUCUUGCUUCCACUCUAGCUCGCGUUUUGGACGUCCCAAUUGCUAUCACGGACUGUACACAAUUAACGCAAGCUGGUUACAUUGGCGAGGAUGUUGAGGUUUGCAUCGAACGCCUACUCAUCAAUGCUGAUUACGACGUCGCAAAGGCAGAGCGCGGCAUAAUAGUGUUGGAUGAGUUAGACAAGCUUGCGAAACCGGCAGCAAGCAUAGGAACGAAGGAUGUUUCAGGUGAAGGCGUGCAGCAAGCACUGCUUAAAAUCCUUGAAGGACACUCAAUUGAGGUUACAGUAAAGAGGCCCAUCAACAAGAAGAAGGAUGGCCAAAACAACAACCAGGUCAGUGCUAAAAAAGACGAGACUUUCGUGGUGGAUACCUCUAACAUCUUAUUCAUGUUAAUGGGUGCCUUUGUUGGACUGGAUAAACAUGUUGUGAAGAGAAUAAACAGGUUGAAGGCCAUAUCCAAUGGAGAAACAAUUGAAGACAAAAGCGAAGAUUCUAAACGACUAAGAUUCAGCAAUACUAUCGAAAAAGUUGAGCUCUCUAAUGGAAAAAAAGUAUCAGCGCUCAACUUGGCUACCCCGACUGAUUUAGUUGCGUAUGGUUUAAUUCCAGAGCUUAUCGGGAGGGUCCCCAUCAUAACAGCUUUAGAACCCUUAGAAAGAACCGAUCUAUACCAUAUUCUGAGAGAGCCUAAGAACGCACUUUUGAAUCAAUACGAGUACAUUUUCAAGCAGUUCGGUGUAAAACUGUGCGUAACAGAAAAAGCGCUUAUGAAGGUCGCCCACUUUGCUCUAGAUGAAGGGACUGGCGCAAGAGGAUUGCGUGGAAUCAUGGAGCGCUUGCUCUUGAAUGUCAACUACGAGUGCCCCGGGUCUGGCAUUUCAUAUGUUCUUGUGAACGAAGAUACUGUGAAAUCACUGCAACUUUCUGAGCACUCUUUGUCAACUCACGUAAAUGCCAAAUAUUACUCUCGGGGCGAAAGGGACAAAUUCAUCGAGGACGUUCACAAAGAAGACUCUAAGCAAGGGAGAGAGCUUGACCGUCUCUAUGGGAGAACGGCCACUCUAGUGCGAGAGGGAAACGUAGAUCAAUGUCCAGAAUAG
This is a messenger RNA of Lachancea thermotolerans CBS 6340, 1527 nucleotides long. It is a transcript of the gene MCX1, whose product is annotated as Mcx1p. The transcript has a single exon. Gene Ontology annotation, biological process: protein catabolic process; proteolysis. The record is from RefSeq and is a predicted model, not a curated record. The coding region runs from base 1 to 1527 and encodes 508 amino acids. Gene Ontology annotation, molecular function: ATP hydrolysis activity; ATP binding. Gene Ontology annotation, cellular component: mitochondrial matrix. NCBI's taxonomy places the organism in Eukaryota, Fungi, Ascomycota, Saccharomycetes, Saccharomycetales, Saccharomycetaceae.